CUCCAUCGUAGCGGCUCUGCAAAGGGCCACGUGGUGUCAAUCAGCAAUUCUCUCAUCACUCUGACAACAGAACACACUUUAUCCAAUAUCCAUGUCACCGCCACCAAAAUACACAGACGUUGUCUGCAUUGGCACCGGUCUCUCAGGGAUUGCACUCGGCGCACGCCUAAAGACCCACUACCCGCACGCGAGCGCGCACUUCUACGACCGGAAUACAAACCUGGGUGGGACCUGGCAUGCGAAUACGUACCCAGGCGCCGCGUGCGAUGUCCCGAGCGUGCUCUACAGCUUUAGCUUCGCCAUGAAUGCUGCCUGGUCGUGCAUAACACCGCCGCAGGAGGAGAUCAAGGAGUAUGCGCUAGGGGUCGCGAGGGAGUAUGGGAUUCCCGAGAGGGCGACCUUAGGGGCCGAGGUUUUGGGCUGUGAGUGGGUGGAAGGGAGGGGGGUUUGGAAAGUUAGGGUUCGGAGGAAGGGACAGGGGGAGGAGAAGGAGGAGUGGGAACAUGAGUGCCGGGUGCUGUUUAGUGCUGUUGGGGGGUUGGUAUAUCCGAAUGUUCCGGAGGUGGAUGGGAUGGAGGAGUUCCAGGGGAGGAUUUGCCAUUCGGCAGAGUGGGAUCAGGCUAUUGAGUUUAAAGGCAAGGACGUAGUAGUCGUUGGCAAUGGCUGCACCGCCUCACAAAUCGUCCCGGCGGUUGCAGAGGUCGCUGCGUCGGUAACCCAGAUCGUCAGGAGCGCGCAUUGGCUAGUCAAGGCUCCUAAAAUAAAUUACACUCCAAGGAUCCAAUGGAUAUUCCGGAACAUCCCGUUGGUAAACCGACUUCACAGAUUCCUGAUAUUCCUUGUGAUGGAGGACGCUUUCCAUCUCUUCGGUGGUAGCGAGAGCUCUAAAAAGUAUCGAGCGAGGCGAAGGCCUGUGUUGGAAAAAUACAUGCGGGAGGCAUCGCCGGAAAAGUAUCACGACAUAUUAAUCCCCGAUUAUGAGGUCGGGUGUAAACGAAGAGUCCUCGACGUUGACUACCUAAAAUGCCUCCACAACUCACACGUAACCCUAGCCAAAUCCGCCAUAACGCGAAUAACCCCAACCGGCAUCCAAACUUCCACCGACACACACUACAAAGCACAAGUAAUAAUCUUCGCAACCGGCUUCAAAACUUGCUACUUCCCGUUGCGCAUAAUCGGCAGACAGGGUGUCAGCAUGACCGAUCACUUUGCCGGAUUAGGUGGUCCGGGCGCGUACAAGACCACCGCUUUGCAUGGGUUUCCCAACUUCUUCAUGCUUCUAGGACCGAACGCCGCGACGGGACAUACCUCUGCGCUCAUGGCGAUCGAGAAUACUAUUGAAUAUGCGUUGAAGGUGCUGCGACCAGUGUUGGGGAGGGGGGCGAGGGGGGCGGCAGUGGAGGUUAGGCGAGAGAAGGAGAGGAAGUGGGUUUCAAGCGUUCAGAAGGAGCUGGCGAGGAUGGUGUGGAGCUCUGGGUGUAAGACUUGGUACAACAACGAAUCUGGCUGGAACGCCAUGACCUAUCCAUGGUCCCAGACACACUUCUGGUGGCAUUCGCUGUGGGUUAGGUGGGAUGAUUGGAUUGUUACUUAUAACGAAACACCAACCUCCUCACCCACAAAAAACCUCCUCUUGUUAAUUUCUUUCGUGGUGGUCUGUGCGUGCGCCCUGUUGUUUGGGGAGUCCAGUAAGGUGUACAGUAGGAUUGCUUCGGUCGUUUAUGAGUCGGAGGAAGGGACGAGGGAGAUGUAUAUUUGAAAGCAGUGAGCACUUUAGAGCCCUUUAUCGGUUUGUUGCGAAAUUUUUACAGCUUGGGUAGAGUUGGAGUUGGAUUGGUAGCAUAUACAACUAUUAUAUGAAUGAUACGAAAUGCGUUUUAUAACAUA
Tuber melanosporum (Perigord truffle) is the source of this 1887-nucleotide messenger RNA. RefSeq lists its product as uncharacterized. The coding region runs from base 92 to 1759 and encodes 555 amino acids. The record is from RefSeq and is a predicted model, not a curated record. Lineage: Eukaryota; Fungi; Ascomycota; Pezizomycetes; Pezizales; Tuberaceae. The transcript has 5 exons. Gene Ontology annotation, molecular function: flavin adenine dinucleotide binding; N,N-dimethylaniline monooxygenase activity; NADP binding.